UUUCAGAUGACUCUCUGUCAUGUAACAUGUUUGUAACUCCAUGACUCUGACUGGACACUUCCUCUUUGACACUUCCUGAUCCUCAGAGUCAAACAGAAGAUGAAGUCUGUUCAUCUCACAGCUCUCACACCUGUCAGGGACGUCCUUGACUCCUGCAGACAGUCAUUGGUCAGACUUGUUCAUUACCUAUGGACAGUAUACAGCUCCCCCGCUCCCUCUGGCUCGGACCUCCUCACUCUGCUCUCCCUCUGCUUAACAUUAUCCAUCACCACUGGAUCUCUGCUUUACAAUUGGCUCUCCAGUACCCUAAAAUACUCCCACGAUGCAUCUGUCCAGACCUCGUGCAUCUACAGCGCUGUCAUGUUUGUAGUUUACGUCCUAUUCCAUCCUCUACGCUGCAUUUUAACCAUGACCCUACCGACUGUAUGCACCAAAGAAGGACGCAAGCUACUGAUUUCAGCCUCUUUUCUCCUCUUAGUAGUCAAUGUAGUGCCUAACAUUAGCGCAAAUAUUGGGGCUGUAGUGUUUAUUCUUAAAUGCACUGCAGAGGGCUUCACACGCACUCUUCUUAACUCAUCUGAACCACUGAACAAAGCUAAGCACGAUUUGGUGGAAGAAACCAUCAAAGUUAAAAAAGAAGAUUUGAAUAUUGUUACAAAUUUGAGAAAUUUUAAUCACUACACCCAUAUUGAUGUUUCUGAAGUUAAAAGUAGGUUUGCAAAGAUGAUUGGGCAAAUACAUAUAAACUUUGCCUACAUUAGGGACACACUAAAAGACUGCAAACUGCUUUCAAAUCGGAUUCUUGCUGCCAUUUUUGUAGCUUUACUCAUCUACGAAUCGGCACGCUACCUCAAAUCCUACCUAACAUCAGUUCAAUUUGACAACCCUUACACAAAACCAAAGAAAUCUGAAAAUAAAGCUCUCAGCACACUGAAAAGGUGCAGACUCUCCGGUCAGGAAUGCACCUCAUGUUUGAUAACUGUAAUAGUGGUGACAUUAUAUUUUGUUGCCAUAGCUACGAUAGUGGGUUUGGACUAUAUAGUGUUUCAUAUAGUGGAGGUGAUGGUGCCCUGGCUGCAGGACUUUCCAACAACAUCUGCAAGUAUCAAUGUGGAUUUUAAGGUGAAGUGGUUUCCCCCUGCCUUCUGCAUCAUCCCUAGCUCGUGCGUCACCCACGAACUCACGAGCUUCCACCGCGAUUACAAAUGGACCUUUACGCCGGGACCGUCCCUCUGUGAUGUCACCACGUCUCGUCCAAACGCAGGUGUCACGCUGUUGCUCGCGGUUCUGUGGCUUUUCAGCUAUUUUCUAGUUUUUAUGGAAAUUUACGCCGGACGCAUGCAACGUAGAAUCUGUGCGUCUUUCUUCGAAGAGCAGGAGGAGAGGCGAAAGGCUUACAGAGCGCAGAAAGUUGAAAAAGCGGAGAUGGACGCGAGCCUACGUGUGGUUAGCGUGUGAUUUUUCCGUGCAGUCUGAUACAGUUGAUACAUUGUGCAACGCUUUUUUUUUUUUGUUUUGUUUUUUUUGUUUUGUUAACGUGGGCUACAACACCUUGCGCAUCCUGUGUGAUUGAUCAUGUUCUGCAAGCACUUCCUCCGUACUCUCCAAGUCGCAACUAAACUCUGCGGUUUUGACACAAGCCUCAUUUGUCACUGUAAUUUUUCAAACUAUAUUCUUGUAUUUUUCUGUGCCUUAAUUCCUCUGUAUUCUGUGCGUCACUUUUCGUUUUCGCCACUAGAUGUCACUGUAGAUACACCACAGCAUUACAACAACGCAACCAUUUUAGUCCAGAUUACAUAUAGGUAGGUCCAGUAGGUAAAAAGUUUAAUUAAGAGUACUGUUUAAACUGCAUAUUUAGAGGUGGGGAAAUAUAUACUUUAAAGAGCCCAUAUUCAGGGGUGGAAGGUAACAAAGUACAAAAGUAAAAGUACAGCACUUAAGUAAAAUUUUUAGGUAUCUGUAGUUUUCUUUACAUGAGUAUAUUUUACAAUGGGUACUUUUUUAUUUUACUUCACUACAUUUGAGAGCAUAUAUUUGUACUUUCUACUCCACUUCAUUUUAGAUCUGAAAAGUAAAAGUAUUUUUCUUUGUGAUUUGAGACCUGCUGAAAACCAAACCAAAUGCACAAAAACACAAAAAUUGCCAGAAAAAUUAAGAAAUCAAUUGAAUCACUUAUAAAAGCAAAAUUCUUUAUCAAGAAUAAGUCAAUCUCAUGGUUUAAUAGUUCUAAAAUUCUUCUAAAAAACUUUUACUUUUUUGGUGUGAUACUUUUACUUGAGUAAUCUUUUGCCCUUGUAUCUGCACUUUUACUUAAGCAACAAACUUAAACAUUUUAUCCACCACAGCCCAUAUUACACAUAUUUUCUGAUCUAUGUUCAUCAGUGUUGUCUCCUCAUCACAAAGAUACCUGGAGUUGUGAUUUGUUUCAUUCAGCAGGCAUUUCAAAGCAGACAAGGCCAAAGUUACUCAUAUAGCUCAAAUGAGAAUAAAUAUUACAAAUACUCACCCUACUUUAUUUACAAUCACGAAAUGUUCCAUAAAGAUUAAAUUAGAAAAUCUUUAUUCCUCAUUUGACUGUCUAUUUUUAACUUGUCUGUAAAAAACUCUUCUCUUUAGUCAGUCUUGUGUUUAUUCCCACACAGCUUGGGUUUAUUUUAAGACUGAAUAAUAAUAGAACACCUCUGUCAUCUAUUUUUGAUGCUUUUGUCGUCCGCCUCAUGAUUGUCCUGGAGUCUGACAAGUCGCUCAGUGAUGGUGGUCCUGUCACAGUCAAAUGCAUUAUUCAUAAAGUCUGUGCUGUAUAUCAGUUCACUUACAAGUGGGAUUGGGGUGGAUUGGAGCUGUGUUAUGUAUUAUUCUAUUUAAAGCUACCAUCUGUAAUUAAAUUGGCCAUCAUGGCUCUGUUGUAUUCUCACAUAGCACCACCAGAUACUAGUAUCUACAUUACUGAUGUCUGAUUAUUUAUUUAUUUAUUGGUGAAAAAGUUUCACAUCUGCUGUCUACUGGUUAAAAAAAAAAAUGGAUGGUAACUUUAGCAUGAUGACUGAAAGUUGUGACAAUAAAACAUAUUUAUUUUAGUACAAACUGUUCUAUUGUUUAUAUAUUUUAAAAUGCUUAACUGAGAAAUAUCCUAUUCAAAAAGUCAAAAAUGCCUUUUUAUUCUGUAUUCAUUUGUAUCCCUACACUAUAAAGCAGUGCAAUCUCUUAAA
This is a messenger RNA of Boleophthalmus pectinirostris (great blue-spotted mudskipper), 3209 nucleotides long. It is a transcript of the gene ocstamp, whose product is annotated as osteoclast stimulatory transmembrane protein. The transcript has 3 exons. The coding region runs from base 100 to 1458 and encodes 452 amino acids. Lineage: Eukaryota; Metazoa; Chordata; Actinopteri; Gobiiformes; Gobiidae. The record is from RefSeq and is a predicted model, not a curated record. Gene Ontology annotation, cellular component: membrane.